AUGGAUCUAACAGUCAAUAUCAAAUGUAAAGUAUGUGGGUCGGAGGAAUCAAAGUCAAUCGAAGAAUUUAGAUUACAUGGUAUCAAUCAUUGUAUACCAUCGGUUGCUAGGUACUUUGGUGUAACUGAAUUUGAUAAUCUACAUCAACUAUUACUGUUAGAUAAACAUAAUCAAAAACAACAACAAAAACAACGACAACAUAAAGAUAGAGGUAUUCAUCAGUUGCAAAAAGAAAAAGUAUUACAACAUGAUGAUGAUGAUGAUGGAAUGGAUCGAUUGGAUGAAGAGAUGAGAUAUUUUCUACAACAACAACAACAAGAACAACAAUUAGAGUUUGAAGAAGAAAAAGUUGAAGAGGAGGAGAAUCAAAAAGUAAAAAAGAGAAAGAGAUAUUAUCAACACUGUAAUAAUAAUGAUGAAGUUAAAAUAUCUUCAAUUAAUCAUACUCAUCCAACAACAAUAUUAAAUACAAUAAUGUUUGAAUCAAAACCUAAAAGUUUAGUUGGACGUAACAAAUACAUUAGAAUAACGAUAUUCAAACAUGUAAAAGAGUUAAACAAGGCUGAAAACAUUAGAUCUAUUUGUCAGAUAUCCGAUUUACAUGCUUUGAUCAAAAAAAAAAGAAGGUCUGGAAAGAUAUUGACAUGGGAAGAUAUCAAAGAGUAUCUACCACCUCGACACCUUGUACCAUUCCAAACAAGACUCGUAAUCAUUAAUGAAUAUUGUAAAAUGAAAAGUUCAACUGUGGAAACACUCCAACUCCUCUUGGAAUGGUCACCAGACUAUGAUCCUCGAGAGCAAGGCUGCUAUUAUAGAGUAGAUGUAGGCCGCGAACUAGUCAACCAAGGGAAAACCAAAUUAUUGAAAUUCCUAUUUGACAGAUAUCCUGGUCUAGAGGAAGUACUACAUGAACGUGAAUAUGAUGAAAUGGGUAGUCAAUUUGAUCAAGAGCUAAUAGAGUAUUAUAUACAACAACAACGCGAUGAAGAAAUGGAUCAUCAGCUGUCAUAUUAUCCACAACAACAACAAAUUCAGUUGGAAGAAGAGAUUAGAAUUUUUAAACAACAAUUUGAAGAAAGACAAAGAGAAGAAGAAGAAGAAGAAAAGGGUGAUAAAAAUCAACAAAAAGAAGAGAACCAAAAAAAUAUAUUAAAAAAGAAAAAGAUAGAUCAUCAACACUGUAAUAAUAAUAAUAAUGAUGACGAUAAAAUAUCUUCUAUUACUAUUAAUCAUCCAACUACUCAAACAACCCCAACAACUUUAACUACAAUUGAAUCAAAACUUAAAAGUUUGGUUGGAAAUAACAUGGUCACUAGAGUUUUAAUAUUCAAACACGUAAAAGAGUUAAACAGUAAAGAAAAGCUUAGAUCUAAAUCUCUUAUCGCUGAUUUACUAGAAUUGUUACUCCAACAACGUUUUAGAUUGAUACCAAAGGAUUCAUUGACAUGGGAUGUUAUCAAAGAGUAUCUACCACCUCCACGCCAUAUACCAUUUCAAACAAGACUCGAUAUCGUUGAUAAAUGUUGUACACUUGAAAAUGCAACAGUUGAAACACUCCAACAUCUCUUGGAAUGGUCACCAGACUAUGACCCUCGAAAACAAAAAGACUUUAAGCAUCAACAUUUACUUUACGAUCUGGCCUGCCUUGGGAAUACCAAAUUAUUGAAAUUCAUUGUUGACAGAUAUCCUGGUCUAGAGAAAACUCUUGGUGUGAGUGCAUGUGCCAACAAACAGUCGGCUAUCGAUUUUGCAUCUGAACAAGGAGACUUGGAGAUGGUUGAACUAUUAUUAACAUUAAAAGAUGAACCCACUCAUGCAAUCGAAUUGGCUCAAAGUAAUGGUCAUAUUGAAAUUGUCCAACUAUUAGAACUAUAUCAAACAAUCGAUCGAUAUUGCUCAUCCGAUUAA
Messenger RNA from Cavenderia fasciculata, 1908 nucleotides. RefSeq lists its product as uncharacterized. The transcript has a single exon. The coding region runs from base 1 to 1908 and encodes 635 amino acids. The record is from RefSeq and is a predicted model, not a curated record. Lineage: Eukaryota; Evosea; Eumycetozoa; Acytosteliales; Cavenderiaceae.